Molecule: messenger RNA, 3693 nt
Organism: Hemibagrus wyckioides
Lineage: Eukaryota; Metazoa; Chordata; Actinopteri; Siluriformes; Bagridae
Gene: sulf2a
Product: sulfatase 2a
Exons: 19
Coding region: 698-3226 (842 amino acids)
Biological process (GO): glycosaminoglycan metabolic process
Cellular component (GO): endoplasmic reticulum; cell surface; plasma membrane
Molecular function (GO): glycosaminoglycan binding; N-acetylglucosamine-6-sulfatase activity
Source: RefSeq, a predicted model, not a curated record
GGCUUGCGUUACUUUCUAUAUAAUAUUGUUCAUCACAGUCAGCAAAUACCCUCACCAGGGCCCUUGUCAGGUUACUCUGUGGAAGUUCAAAUACACUUCAGACACUACUUGAUAGAGAGGAGCUGCAAUUUGUGCAAAACCUUCCACAAACUUCUCUAAAUGUUCAUAAGCAUGAAAAAACAUGAUCAGAUCAUUCAAAUAUAGCAAUAAUGAACAAAAUCUUUGGUCAUCUAAUUUCUCUAUCCCCAUCAAGUUUGGGAAAGGUUUUCAAUAUCUCUCUGUAAGCCACAGGUAAUUGAUUGUAAGCACUGACCAAAAUGGCCAUCCCAGUUUGCUGUGGGCAAGCCACAGUUAUACAUCAUGCAUCAAUGGUUUGGACCAAAAGCAGUAAUAGGUACCUUUAAUUUGAAGGCAUUAUUGGCCAUUAUUGUGUGUGAUAUCAGCUGGUAAGAGAGAGAAAGAAAUACUUAAAGCAUAGAUAAAAUAGAUGAGGCAUAGUGAAACACCUGUAGCACUGUAGCAGUAAAUUGUGAAGUUCACACUUUAUAAACUGUACAAUUGUUUGAAAUAGAUCUUGAGACUUGAUAGUUUUCCUUUGUGCAGUAUUUGAAAUAGAUUUGUUUUACUUUGUCAUGUUAAUAUUGUAUAUGUUCUUGACAGACACACUAAGAGGUGAGACAAUUUACAGUACUGAAUAAUGUGGUACCAGCUGGACAGGGCUAUGGCAGUGUGGAAAUCCGCCACCAUCCUUAUAUUCCUUUUGGGGAACUUCUUCCUCACUGAUGCCUUUAAACACCUAUCUGGUCAGCACCUAAGGUCUCAUUUGCACAAGGAGCGAUACCACAUUCGGCCAAACAUCAUCCUUAUCCUCACUGAUGACCAAGACAUAGAGCUUGGGUCCAUGAUGGCUAUGAACAAAACAAAGCAUAUAAUGAUGCAGGGAGGCACCCAUUUCUCGAAUGCAUUUUCUACUACACCCAUGUGUUGCCCAUCUCGAUCAUCUAUUCUGACUGGAAAAUAUGUGCACAACCACCACACCUACACCAACACUGGCAACUGUUCAUCACCUUCAUGGCAAGCCCACCAUGAAACUCGUACCUUUGCUGUUUACCUUAACAGUUCAGGCUAUAGGACUGCCUUCUUUGGGAAGUAUUUGAAUGAGUACAAUGGCUCCUAUGUGCCACCUGGAUGGAAGGAGUGGGUUGCACUAGUAAAGAACUCUCGCUUUUAUAACUACACAUUGUGCAGAAAUGGAGCCUGGGAGAAGCAUAACAUGGAGUAUCACAUGGACUACAUCACUGACCUUAUUACAAAUGAUAGUAUCAGCUUUUUUCGAAUGUCUAAGAGACGGUACCCCAACCGACCUGUGAUGAUGGUGCUGAGCCAUGUUGCUCCACACAGCCCAGAGGAUGCUGCACCUCAGUACAGUACAGCCUUUGUGAAUGCCUCUCAACACAUCACUCCAAGCUACAAUUAUGCCCCCAACCCAGACAAGCACUGGAUAUUGCAAUACACUGGCCCCAUGAAACCUGUUCACAUGCAGUUCACCAACAUGCUGCAGAGAAGGCGACUACAGACCCUGCUUUCUGUUGAUGACAGUGUAGAAAAGGUGUACAAUAUGCUGGUGGAGAUGAAGGAACUGGACAACACCUACAUUAUCUACAUGUCUGACCAUGGCUACCACAUUGGCCAGUUUGGCCUCAUUAAGGGAAAAUCCAUGCCCUAUGAGUUUGAUAUUCGUGUUCCUUUUUAUAUACGAGGUCCAAAUGUGGAGAAAGGCUCCAUUAACUCCCAUAUAGUUCUCAAUAUUGACUUAGCACCCACCCUUCUUGAUAUGGCUGGAGUUGACAUUCCUUUGGACAUAGAUGGAAAAUCAAUCCUCAAGCUACUAGAAACUGACAAACCAAUCAACAGGUUUCAGUUUAACAAAAAGAGGAAAAUGUGGAGAGACUCUUUUCUGGUAGAGAGAGGGAAGACUUUGCAUACGUUGAACAAUGGAAAAGGAGACAACUGGGAUUCACUGCCUAAGUUUCAGCGUGUUAGAGAGCUCUGCAGCAAAACAGAAUAUCAGACUCCUUGUGAGCAAUAUGGACAGAAAUGGCAGUGUGUUGUGGACUCCCUGGGUAUACUAAGACUUCAUAAGUGUAAGAGAACAGCACAUAGCUAUGUCACAAAUGAUCAGGACAAAAUGGCUAGAGGCCCACCACAGUACUGUAACUGUGAGCCUGAGGUACCUUUCAAAUGGAGGAAGAUGCUCAUUAAGAAAAAAAUUAAGACAAAGAAUACUUUGUCUCAGAAUCGUUGGGCCCGUUCGCUCCCACCUCACCUGGACAGUACUAUGUACACUCUGGAUCUGGUGGAGGGUUAUCGGCCAAUUGCACUAAAUAACAUAAGUCCCAGAUUGGGCAGGGAAAAGGCAGUUUAUGGAGGUUAUAAAGAGCUCAGUGGAAUGGAACCAAUAACCAACAACCUUACAUCACACACAGCCCUAAAAGUCACCUACAGGUGUUCAAUAUUGAUAAAUGACACAGUGAUGUGUGAUGGCAGAAUGUACAAAUCACUUCAGGCAUGGAAAGACCAUAAACUACACAUUGAGCAUGAGAUUGAGACACUACACUCCAAAAUAAAGAACCUUAAAGAGGUCAAAAGACAUCUGAAAAAUGUUCGCCCAAAGGAGUGUGAAUGCAACCAAAAUAUGCUGGCAUCUAAAGGUAAAAAAAAGUGGCUGCUGAUGAAACUGAAGAGCAAGAAGAACUUUCAGAAGCUGCUGAAGAACCUUCGUACUAAUAGCACUUGUAGUUUGCCUGGCCUUACUUGUUUUACUCACACUAACCACCACUGGCAGACUGCCCCCUUCUGGACAAAGGGACCAUUCUGUGCCUGUACCAGUGCCAACAACAACACAUACUCGUGUCUGAGGACCAUCAAUGAGACUCACAACUUUCUGUUUUGUGAGUUUGCUACAGGAUUCCUCGAAUAUUUUGACCUUAACAGGGAUCCCUAUCAGCUAAUUAAUGCAGUUAGUACACUGGAUCACAAUUCUCUCAACCACAUGCACCUACAGCUCAUGAAACUGCAUAGCUGCAAAGGUCACAAGCAGUGCAACCCUGAGAGAGGGGCCAAAGAACGAAACUUCCCUAUUAAUUACAGGUCCAAUUAUAAUCAAAAGAGGCCAGUGAAGAAACCAAAAUCACUGGAACAGAUAUGGGAAGGAUGGUUGGGGUAAAGGCGUCAUGCAUUACAGACCAUGAAGUGUAUGAACAAUGUGAAACUGGGAAAUCCAGUACAGAUUAUACAGAGUAUACUGUAUAUACAAAACCUCAAAAGUGCCUAUUAACAUUAAUACAACAUUUUGUAACGUUUUUAGAUUUGAAAUAUGCCCUGAAUUAAGUCACAUAUAGUCAUCUGUUGUAUUUAGCAUGGCCCAGCUGCUUAAAAUAAAAACCUGCAUUACACACUUAAUCAUACACAGCAGGAAUGGUGUUGUAUGGAUGUUCAAACAUUCUUCUCAAACAUGUUAUCAGAAAUGUCAUACAAAUGUCAAAUGUCAGACAAAUGCUAUUUUUUUAUUUCUCCCCUUGAAUGAAUAUUGUACUUAAAGUUGUGGAAUUUUUUAUUUACACACCAUUCUUUAUGAUGUUAUUACCUUAUAUCAACUGCUAAAUAAAGUAUGAUUCUGUUUCAUUUUGUAAA